CAAAAUUUGAUCUGUUUUAGCGAGACGAAACCCUUGUUUCAAACGCUACGGGCAACCGUGGGCCACAGACCGGCGAUGAUUCAGCGUCUGGGCACGAUGAUGGGCGGACAGUUUGCGAUACAGUGAUGCGUUUCAGGGAAAGAUGGAGUAGUGAAUUUUACUGACUGAAUUGAAUAGAAAUGGCUGCAGUGGAGAACCCAGCCACUGAGGCUGAAUCAUCUGAAGGUGGAAAUGAGAAUAAUUCUUCAUUGGUUGAAAUUCCAUACAUCAAGGUGGAGCCACAUGCUGAAAAUCUUGCAGAAGUGGGUCCUUCCCAAAAUGUUGCUAUGGGAAUGAAAUUUGUUCUUCCCAAUAGAUUUGACAUGAAUGUUUGCUCUCGAUUUGUGAAGUCUCUGAAUGAGGAAGAAAGUAAAAACAUUCAAGAUCAGGUGAAUUCUGAUCUGGAAGUGGCCUCUGUAUUAUUUAAAGCUGAGUGCAAUAUACAAACUUCUCCUGGAAUUCAAGUAAGGCAUGUCUACACGCCAUCAGUAACCAAGCACUUCUCACCCAUUAAACAGUCAACAACCUUGACUAACAAACAUCGUGGAAAUGAAAUAUCUGCAGCACCCUUGCUGUUGCACUCUUUGUCUGUACAUCAGCUGGCAGCACAAGGGGAAUUACUUUAUUUGGCGAGUCGUAUAGAGCAAGACAAUCUUCUAAACAUGCAAGAUGAGCAAGGGUUUACUCCACUCAUGUGGGCAGCAGCUCAUGGACAAAUUGCAGUGGUGGAGUUUCUACUACAGAAUGGAGGUGAUCCACAUCUUUUAGCAAAUGGGAGGGAGAGUGCACUAUCAUUGGCCAGCAGUAAAGGCUACUCAAACAUUGUAAACAUGCUGCUUGAUUAUGGAUGUGAUGUGAAUGAGUAUGACUGGAAUGGGGGAACUCCUUUGCUUUAUGCUGUGCAUGGAAAUCAUGUAAAAUGUGUGGAGACGCUGUUGGAAUAUGGUGCUGAUCCAACUGUUGAAACGGAUUCAGGAUUUAAUGCUAUGGAUAUGGCGGUAGGGCUGGGUUUCAAAAAUGUUCAACAGGUUAUCGAAGCCCAUUUGCUGAAGUUGCUAUUGAACAUUAGAGAAUGAUAAUGUGGCACCUCUAGCAAUCAUAGAACAAUGAAUCUUCACCUGCAUGGUCUGGAUUUGCCGAGAGAAUGUUCCAAAAUGUUUAUGUUUGACAGUAAACCAGUCACCUUACCGAUUGUUGCAAUUUGUCCAUGGUUGAAGAAAGAGACGAUUAUUCCUGAUCCAGCUUUGCCUGUGAUGAAGAUAAAACUGGUGAAUGUGAUUAAAGACUUGCUUUAUAAUUUAUUGGGUGGUGUAUUAUACCAUUAUUAUUGGGCACUAGUGUACCCUAUGCCAUAAAGGGAAACCAUUUGUUGAAGUACUGUAAGAUUGUACCAAGAUUACUUAGGUCUAAAACAGAGGGAAUAAAACUUCCUGACGAAGAAGAAAUUCCA
Messenger RNA from Pristis pectinata (smalltooth sawfish), 1489 nucleotides. It is a transcript of the gene ankra2, whose product is annotated as ankyrin repeat, family A (RFXANK-like), 2. Gene Ontology annotation, biological process: regulation of gene expression; protein localization to ciliary inversin compartment. The transcript is spliced from 9 exons. Lineage: Eukaryota; Metazoa; Chordata; Chondrichthyes; Rhinopristiformes; Pristidae. The coding region runs from base 180 to 1115 and encodes 311 amino acids. The record is from RefSeq and is a predicted model, not a curated record. Gene Ontology annotation, cellular component: nucleus; ciliary inversin compartment. Gene Ontology annotation, molecular function: protein binding.